Bactrocera latifrons is the source of this 1430-nucleotide messenger RNA. RefSeq lists its product as uncharacterized. The transcript has 2 exons. The coding region runs from base 194 to 829 and encodes 211 amino acids. NCBI's taxonomy places the organism in Eukaryota, Metazoa, Arthropoda, Insecta, Diptera, Tephritidae. The record is from RefSeq and is a predicted model, not a curated record.
AAAACGACAAACAAAAAAUAUAAAUUUUACUAAUAAAGGAAAAGUGAAACGGGCGCGAAACUAAAAUAUAAUGGAAAAUAACUCAAUAUAAACGGGCGCGGAGAAAAAAUUUUAAAACAAUAAUAAAACAAAACUCAACAGCAACUACACCAGACGCAAUCUGAGGAGACAAGAGGAGGAGAGCAAAACCUGUAUGGAGACCCCUAUGCCCCCCAGAACUGCAAUACAAAUUGAUAUGGAUACCCCUGUAACUCCCACGCCAACUCUCCGUUCGGCUGUUACUGUGCCUCGCUCCGGAAAUGUUCCAGUAGCAGCGCCCCGAACCAUCACGGCAGCAACGGCGCCAACUGUGGCACGAAGCUCAACACGCGCAGCACCGACGCCGGCGCUUCCGAAACCGCACCGCACCAGAUGUCCGCUCUGUUGCCGUUCUCAUAGGCUGCAGCAUUGCUCUAUUUUCAAGGGAAUGUUACCCGUACAACGUCAGAAGGUGGCACAGGCACAUGGGCAUUGUUUAAAUUGCUUGGCCCAGUCACACGCCACGCUUGACUGCGAAUCUGAUACCUUGUGCCGGUUGUGUGAAAGACCGCAUCAUACGUUACUCCACCGGAACGCCGGACAUCCUGGCUCACCAACUGUCAUCCGCCGCCGUACGGCCACCCGACGAUCGCAGCCUAACCGUGUGGCACGGCAUCCAGAAGCUGGAUGGUCGUGGCGCCCCCUCAACACAACAUCCACGCGCAACCAAAUAAGGCCACAACCUCACCGCCCCACCGGCCUGAGCGGCGUUGUAGCUACGUUACAGGCACUACAGCGUCUACUAGACUAGCACUCGCCUAGGGGGGCCGGGAUGUUGAAAUGAACUCCAGGCGCCCGCACUAAUUAAAUUAAAGGGCAUCACUGAUCAGCGAAUACAACACUCUCCGCAUCAACAUGUCAAUUAGAAAAACAGGGCAUCAUACCAACGAGAAGGUGACGCUGUGCCGUUUUUUGUCCUACACAGUUCUAGAAGUCACGUUCGCCGCUACACACGCGCACCGUCUAUUUCAACUUUUUUCAACCUUGCAUCUUUGCACCCUCCGGUCAUUUUAUAUAGACAUUAUACGUUUGAUAUUUGGAUUUUUUUGGACAUUUUAUAUUGAGAUUAUUCGUUCGUUAUUUGGCUUCUACCCGGUUUAUAUACAUUUAACUUUGGCGUGGUAACGUUUAACCUUUCAGUGCUAUAACUAAAAGGAAAUUGGCGUAGUGUGCCCCUUACAUCAGAGAAGCUUUAUUCAGUGCUCGUGCUAGUGCUUAUUCGAUCAUCAACUCUUAGACACACGCAUUCGCCGAGGUUACCACCGCAAAAUACACGCACCGGCUGCCSUUUUCGAGGAAGUGGAUUCUCGCCCCAUUCAGUUUAAUAAACCUUCAAAUUUGUAACAUUACAA